CUAUACUAACAAACUUUCUGCUCUUAGGAAUGAGUUCUCUUAAUAUCAGGAGUGGACUAUUGAUGAUAGAUUUUUCGUAGGACCAGCAAUCAAUGAUCAAAAUCAGCAGACAUUAGAAUGAACACCGAGAGUUAUGGUUUUAGUGUAGUGUCUCCCUGAUUAGAAACAUCACCAAACUCUGAUAACUGCAAAUCGAUAGCUCCCAAGUUUGAGACUCUCUGGGGCUAAAAUGCGAAAGAUAAGCUUUCUCUCGCUUGCGAAGUGCUUCAAUGGAUGUCGUGAUCAUACGCAAGUCACAGGAGUUGGAACCAGGAUUUGGAACUUCAGUGACAAGGCAAUUGAGUUGCAGGUAAGAGUGGGAUCAAUACUCAAGAAAGCUCAUUCUUUGAAGCCAGGAUCAUCGAAAAGGCUGAAAUGCAAGAGUAUUUAUAAGAGUUACAUGCCUGGCAAAGGAAAAGGAAGCAAUGGAGGAGGGAUGAGGAGCUUGCUGUAUUACUAUGAUGAAACAUGUCAACCCUAUAUCUGGAUACAUGAUACUGGAUGUGAUUUCUCUAGGAUGGUGAAGCAACAAUAUAUUAGUCUUGAGGAUUUGAGGGAUUGUUCUGAGAUCAGGAUCUUCAGGGAUCAUCAGAGGGGCUGCAUAUCAGUUCGUAAGAAGUUCAGAUCAGACUUUUGUUGAACUAUUUUUGGAGGCUUAUGUUUUAACUCUUGUAAGUGUAUAAAUGUGUGAUAUGUGACUGGGGAGUCUAUUUACUUCAUUUGUUGUCACUUAUGCAUCUUUCUUCGCUCAUACAGCUCUCUUUGACACUGGGAUUUGAAAGUUUAGGGAUGCUAAAGUUGGUACAUUAUAUGUAUUGAGUUUGCUUAAGGGAAUGACAUGGACCGGAACUUCUGAUCUUUGUCUUCCUGUAAGAGUUUGUCAUUCUGUAUUAUGGAAUUCUCCAUCCAUCUUAAUUUGUCUGCUAAAUUGUUGCGAAAUAACUCUAUGCUAAGUAUUGCUUCGAACUAUGUUCAGUAAUCUUGGCAAAAUCAGUAGAAUUGGGAGGAUUUUGAUUAGA
Coffea eugenioides is the source of this 1058-nucleotide messenger RNA. RefSeq lists its product as uncharacterized. The record is from RefSeq and is a predicted model, not a curated record. Bases 230 to 679 code for a protein of 149 amino acids. Lineage: Eukaryota; Viridiplantae; Streptophyta; Magnoliopsida; Gentianales; Rubiaceae. The transcript has a single exon.